Molecule: messenger RNA, 522 nt
Organism: Effrenium voratum
Lineage: Eukaryota; Dinophyceae; Suessiales; Symbiodiniaceae
Source: the annotation of a GenBank genome assembly
AGCGGCUCAACCGAACAACCGCUUACUUCCUGAAAGGAGCGCUAUGGGCUGGAGUGGCGACGGCAAGGGCUGGGACAAGGGCGGCUGGGACAAGGGCGGCUGGGACAAAGGCUGGGACAAAGGCUGGGGCAAAGGCUGGGGCUAUGGUAUGAUGCCCAUGUACAGCAUGUUCCCGCCCAUGUGGGGCAUGAAGGGCAAGGGCAAGGGCAAAGGCAAGCAGCUCAAGGUUGAGGACAACUUGAAGGUGUGGCUGGGCAACGUGCCUGAGAGCAUUCGAUGGAAGGAGCUGCAGGAGCAUGUGGACCAGCACGUGAAGAGCAAGUGGGUGGAGAUCUUCCGCGGCAAGGGCAAGGGCACUGCCGCGGUGGUCUACGCCACGCCGGAGGAAGCCUCCCAAGCGAUCUCCCAGCUCAACGGGAGCUCCAUCGGUGGGCAGUCCCUGGUCGCCGACAGCUGGGCGCGAGGAAACAAGGAGUGAACCGAAAGCAAUUGCGAUUUUUUCCAGCCUAUGAGAAAACAUGC